Ascochyta rabiei is the source of this 1194-nucleotide messenger RNA. RefSeq lists its product as uncharacterized. The transcript has a single exon. Lineage: Eukaryota; Fungi; Ascomycota; Dothideomycetes; Pleosporales; Didymellaceae. The record is from RefSeq and is a predicted model, not a curated record. Bases 1 to 1194 code for a protein of 397 amino acids. Gene Ontology annotation, biological process: pantothenate biosynthetic process. Gene Ontology annotation, cellular component: mitochondrion; cytoplasm. Gene Ontology annotation, molecular function: NADP binding; 2-dehydropantoate 2-reductase activity.
AUGCGCGAUGGCUACGACGCCGAGCUGGCCAUCCCGCGCGUCCGCUUCCACGGCAACGAGGUCGGCCUGUCCAGCAGCGUGACGGGCCAGGCGUCCAGCUUCCACGAGCCGCAGACGCUCGAGGGCGAGUCGACGGAGCCCAUCAGCUCGCUGAUUGUGUGUUGCAAGGCGCCCGUCGUGCUGCAGGGCCUGUCUGCCGUGAAGCACCGCCUGCACAAGCACUCGGUCGUCCUGUUUCUGCAGAACGGCAUGGGCAUCGUGGAUGAGGUGAACCGUGACAUCUUCCCGGACCCCGCCACGCGACCGCACUACAUGCUGGGCAUCAACUCGCACGGCUUGCACUCGGCGCCCGAUGCUCCCUUCACCACAGUCCAUGCCGGCUUUGGCACAAUCUCGCUCGGCAUCCUUCCGCACGAGCGAGACCGCGACCCCAAGUCUCCCUAUGCACCGUCCAAGAAGCUCGCCCCCCACGGACACGCAGCACAGCACAACCCAAAUAACCCAAGACCGCCAGGCACCCAAGACGACGACGUCGCUCUCCCCACAUCGGCCUCCACCACCUGGACCCCCAACGAGCGCCAUCUCCUGCGCACUCUCCUCCGCACCCCGGUCCUGUCCGCAACCGCCUUCUCGCCGCCAGACCUCCUCCAGAUGCAGCUCGAGAAGCUCGCCGUCAACUGCAUCAUCAACCCACUCACCGUACUGCUCGACGCACGCAACGGCUCCAUCCUCUACAACUACGCCCUGACGCGCUCCAUGCGCCUGCUGCUGUCUGAGAUCAGCCUCGUCGUGCGCUCGCUCCCCGAACUGCAGUACAUCCCCAAUGUCUCCUCGCGCUUCGACCCGGGUCGUCUCGAGACCAUCGUCGUCAGCGUCGCGCAGAAGACAAAGGACAACAUCAGCAGCAUGCUGGCCGAUGCGCGCGCAGGCCGACAGACGGAGAUUGACUACAUCAAUGGCUGGAUCGUGAAGAGGGGAGAGGAGCUGGGGCUGCGCUGUGUAAUGAACUACAUGAUGGUGAACUUGGUCAAGGGGAAGGCGCAGAUGAUCGAUCUGGAGAUUGGCGAGGGCGUGCCGUUUGUUGGUGGAGGAGAGAAGAAGGACGGCGGAUUGGAGGUCAGAAGCGGUGUUGCAAAGAUCAAAGGGGAAGAAGAGACUCGCGAGCGCAGCGGAGAGGACAAGUCGAAGCUGUAA